Messenger RNA from Loa loa (African eye worm), 1331 nucleotides. RefSeq lists its product as hypothetical. Lineage: Eukaryota; Metazoa; Nematoda; Chromadorea; Rhabditida; Onchocercidae. The record is from RefSeq and is a predicted model, not a curated record. Bases 1 to 1173 code for a protein of 390 amino acids. The transcript has 8 exons.
AUGACAGAUAAUAAAAAGAAAAUGGAUAAUCAAGAGAAAACAAGGAGGAAAGAUUAUCCAAAUUCUGAUGGCAAAGUACACAUGGUAUUGGAUCAGUUUAUUCAAUACUUAUAUUCUCUUGUUUUUGUACAACAGAUCCUUAACAUAUAUAAUCGGAUCAAAUAUAGCAGCAAAAAUCUGGAAAAAACAUUUGACAGAAUUGAAGAAGGGUUCAAAGUAGCGUAUGUUCAUUCACUGGAUCUUUAUAAUCGAUAUCAACAGACUAGUGUGAAUGAUCAAGCAAAACAUGUAUUGGAAACCGUGUUUACAUUUGGACUAAGUAUUAUCGUAAUAAUGAUACAGCUUAAUCUAACAGUCUUAAUUGCUAUAAUUACUAUGCUCUUCAGCGCCAUAUUUAGUGGAAAAGAAACACUGGAGCAUGCUUUCCAAUCAACAUCGAAUGCACAAGCAACAGCUCGACAAAUGGUAACCGAUUUGUCUGAAAAAGUGCAACAAAUUUCACGAGCUUCUACUGAAAAAGCUGAGCAGCAAGCGAAUCGCAUCUUGGAUGAGGCCAACAGGGUAGCCCAUUUAACAAUGGGUGUAUCAGACGAAAGCAAUGAUAUCGAGAGAACACCUUGGAAUCGUUUCCAAGAUCUUAGUCAUCGUAUCUUGGAAAAUUCGAAGAAUCGUGUUGGAGGACUUUUAUGGACGAAAUUUGAUGCACAGAGCAUUGUGGAAUGCUUGAGUAAUUCCAUUUCACUGGCUGACAUGAUACGUAAAAAUAAGUCAUGGGCUGCUGGUAAGGUUGGAGAGUUACGAACAUCGCUGAAUGAGUUGAAGGUAUCUUUGGAGAUGGAAGGAGAACGUUUGAAAAAGAAUCCCGAAGAAAUGCUGAUGCACUAUCUACAACAAACUUCAUCUAUUUUACCUGAGCGACUUCGCAUGUUGGAAGAAACGACUGGAAAAGUGCUGAGUGAACAAGCCUCAAGAAAACUAGUUACUCUAAUAUCUUAUAUCGAACAACUGAAUGAAAAGCUGAUGGAAGCUGAUAAUGUACACGAAUUGAAAGAUGAAGUUCUCAAGGAGGCACAUGACCGUCUAAUUGAUUUGCUGCAGUGGUUAACAGAUCACGCAGAUUACGGUGAAAAUGCUGCGGAAAAUUUGGAAUCGGUCAAUGAAGAGUCAAACUAAUUAAAAUGACUGUGAUUAGUUAUUAACCGCGUCUAUUUACACUACUUCAUACCCUCUCAUUUCUAUUCAGGCAAAUCAAAAAAUAUUUUCCACUAUGCUGACUUUCAGUAGUAUGCGCACUCAAGAAACGGCAUGAAAAUUUAAUAAAUUUGAAAAUC